Molecule: messenger RNA, 1465 nt
Organism: Exophiala oligosperma
Lineage: Eukaryota; Fungi; Ascomycota; Eurotiomycetes; Chaetothyriales; Herpotrichiellaceae
Exons: 4
Coding region: 783-1121 (112 amino acids)
Source: RefSeq, a predicted model, not a curated record
CCUUAAUUGUGCUUUCGCGAAGUACUGGACAUAUAUUGCGCAAAGACUUCAACCGUUGCAGAAACAGAGAUGUUCGAACCAUGGCGGCUGAAUCACGUCGACAUACCUCGCGACCGGGUACUUAGCCCUUGGAUUCGGCCGGAUUAUCUCACCUGGGGUAGAAAGGGCGCUCCAGUAUCGGUCUCAAUGGAUUGCGAGGAGCGUUUCUUCUCACGCAAAAUCAAAUUUCAUUCUGGGCAUUUUGAGGAUGGGGCGGUGAGUUUGCCUUAAUAAUAUCAAGAGGAGAAUUUAUUUGACGUUAGAACGAAGCGGAACUAAGCCCGUCGCCUGGACAUACAAUACAUCAACCGGCAACAUUGUAUCAAAGAAUAAAAUAUUAGUGAGUAUACCGCCUCAACAAAAGACAGCAAGUGACCGUUGAAUCCACCUGCAGGUCGUGAAAACGAAAUAUGUUUCGCAACCAAAUAUGCAGCGGAUGGAGCUAUCUACCACGGAAGGAUGUUCCUAUGAGUAGCGAACGAAUCAGAGAAUGGUGAGGCAUCUUCACCAGGCAAGAAUGAUUAAUCUAAUCUACAGUUUUCCUAGAGCACGAUCCGAGGAGCAACAUACGACACUACCUCCUACAAACUAUACGAUCAACAGUAUGCAGCUAGUGGCAACCUUCGCCUACUUGACUCACGACCGCAGGCGGGAUUUUAAGCUGCGUAUUACAGAUCCAAACCUGCCAGAGCUUGUGCCGCUGCUCAGCCUUCAUUCAUAUAUUUUUUCGCCAAUUCAAAGAGAUGGACGAGGAGACAGAUAAGGCAUGGCCUUCGGACCAGAUUCCCACGAUUGAAGCCGUCCGCGAAGAGCUCCGGGAUGGCCGAAGGCGCGCAACGUACGGCAACGUCACAGACGAAUACUGUGCUGACUUCACGGCGCGCAAAUAUCGAGCUGAUGAACGAAGACGAGGUGGAGAAGGCCUACGGCGAGCACAACCGCGGCACUUGGGGGCAGCGCUGCCGUUGGCGGGGCAUCAUGCUGAUAACCUUGCCAGAUACUUGCAGGAACUAACGCUAUCGGGCAUUAAAGGUGAUGGAUGGCAGGACCUCUCGCAGGAUGCAUUCUGCCACGGGGAAUAGUCUACUUUGUUGUUGCCGUGGCCUAGUUCCUAGAUUGACGUUGGUAGCCCCUUGGAUUUGAAAGGCAUGGAGUACCAGUGAAAUACCAUAUUUGGAUCGGUUCCCAUUGUCGUUUACAUUUCACGGGUCUACGAUAACUUGCCAAUCUGGGAACUCGCGCACGGGAUUUUUUGAGCAUUGUGAUACUUUCAUUACAGUGCGUGCAGCAACGCAGACUCGGUCUUUGAGAUAUUCCAAAGAGUGUGGUAUUGCGCAUUACCCAUCCUGAACAGGGAGCGGGUGCCAAUGUGAUGGGAUGCAAGAUUUCUCAAAUGGUCUAGUCACUGGUCAUUCUCUUUGUCAAC